Molecule: messenger RNA, 483 nt
Organism: Triticum turgidum subsp. durum (durum wheat)
Lineage: Eukaryota; Viridiplantae; Streptophyta; Magnoliopsida; Poales; Poaceae
Source: the annotation of a GenBank genome assembly
AUGGCGUCCAAGCAGAUGCUUGUCGCCGUGUUCGCCGUGGCCUUUCUCCCGGUGCUCGCCAUUGCCACGGAGCACUUGGUCGGCGACGACAAGGGCUGGACCCUCAACUUCAACUACACGGCCUGGGCCGAGACCAAGCAGUUCGUCGUCGGCGACACGCUAGUGUUCAAGUACGGGAGCCCCGCCCACAAUCUGGUGGAGGUGGGCGGUCCAGACUUCGUCGCGUGCACCCAGACGGCCGGCGCCAUCGUCAGGACCUCCGGCGAGGACCGUCUCGCGCUCGACACGGCUGGACGCCGGUGGUUCUUCUGCGGCGUCGGCCCGCACUGCAAGAGCGGCAUGAAGCUCAAGAUCACCGUCCUCGACACCGCCGCCCCGACUCCCCAGCCUGCCCCGACCAACCCUGCUGGCAAGCUGCAGGCGCGCUUUGGUGGCAUGGCGGCCGCGGUCACCGCGCUCGCUGCGGCCAUUCUCGUGCUCUAG